AUGUUCAAUCCCUUGGCUUGUGUCAGUCCUCGUCUUCAACGACGAGGUGAAGAAUUCGAAGAAUUCGAAGAAGCUUCUCCCUGCUCGACAACAUCAUCGACACCGAGGAGUUGUAGUACGACUCCGACUCCGACAACAAAAACUAAAACUACUACUACUACUACUUCUGGAGGAAAGAAGGGACUGAACAAGAAGAAGAAGAAUAACCCUUACUCCACUAGUGGCCUCGACAAGUUCUCGACUCUCUUGGCCGAUCUCGAGGAGAGGAAACGCAAGAUUUAUGCGCAGGUGGACGAUGCUAACGCUCCUUACGUUGGAUUCAUCCGCUCUAAAUCAGGCGAUUGGCUCCCCAUCGUCGUCAGAUUGGGAAAUCACGACCACCACACUAGUACAACUACGCCCAUUCAUCAACACAAUAAGCUCACCCAUGAUCAUAAGGCGGUAGCGUUGACGAAGAAGAAGCCCGUAAUUGGCGUUUGUGGUACUGAUGGCAAGGACAAGUCUCUGCAGGGUCAGGGAUCCACACAGUACAACCCACCACCACCACCACCACCACCGGAUGGCAAUUAUAACCCUCCUUCCUCCUCCAGAUGCUCUACUACUACUACUACUACUACUACUUCCACCCCCAUCAAAAACAACAGGUGCAGCAGCAAGGCCUCCUCUCCCCAAAAACUUGUCCAAUUACAGCAGCAGCAACAAGAACAUAGGAAACAAGCAACGCUGGCCACCGCCACCGCCUCUGCCUAUUCUUCCUCUUGUAUGGAUGAUGAUGGAAGGACGGCCGCUGCCUCCAACAACAACAACAAGAAGAAGAAGAGUGGUGAAAAUAGCAUGGGGAUGAUGAUGAGGUGGGGGAGGCCUUCUGAGUAUUUGCCCCUGGUUGUGGUGCUAAGUCUGGUGUGCUUGUUGAUGUUUGGGAGAUCCGUUGCCAUACUCCUCACCUCUGCCUGCUGGUACUUAAUCCCCACCAUCAAGACCACGCCGCCUACUUCUACUACUACUACUACUCCAAUGAAUCCCAAUCCCAAGAGACCAUCACCAUCCAGCAGCUUUGUUAAGAAGAAGAAUAAGGAGUACGCCACAAGGUUGGGUAGUCAUGAGAAGAACAAUAAUAUUAUACCAUCAUCCAAUAUGCCCAAUAUUGUUGAUUCCUUGUCUAAGAGACGUAGAAAUGGCCGAAGCUGGUGA
Messenger RNA from Macadamia integrifolia, 1191 nucleotides. RefSeq lists its product as uncharacterized. The coding region runs from base 1 to 1191 and encodes 396 amino acids. The record is from RefSeq and is a predicted model, not a curated record. The transcript has a single exon. Lineage: Eukaryota; Viridiplantae; Streptophyta; Magnoliopsida; Proteales; Proteaceae.